Closterium sp. Naga37s-1 is the source of this 13758-nucleotide messenger RNA. NCBI's taxonomy places the organism in Eukaryota, Viridiplantae, Streptophyta, Zygnematophyceae, Desmidiales, Closteriaceae. The record is from the annotation of a GenBank genome assembly.
AUGCCCCAUGACCCCAACGCCCUCCACAACCACCCCCUCCCGGUGGCGUCACUAGUGGCAUCCACCUUCGUAGCAGCCUUCAAGGACCCUCACCUGGCCACACUUGACGACCUGCUGGGCCCGAGCAUCACCCAACGCCAUGGCAGCCUUCAAGGGCCCUCUUCUGCUCGCCCCACACGACCUGCUGCUGCGCCUGGCUCGCCUUGCCCUCGCCUUGCACUCACGUGCCCCAUAACCCCCACACUUCGCCCUAACCACUCCCAGGUGGCGCCACUCGUGGCAUCCAGCUCUGUAGCAGCCUUCAAGGACCCUAACUUAGUCGCCCCAGACGACCUGCUGCUGCGCCUUGCUCGCCUUGCCCUCGCCUGCACCGCCAUGCCCACUGCCUCGCGCCCCACCAUGGCGCAGGUUGUGGGGCAGCUGCAGGCGAUGGAGCAGGAGGUGCGGGGCGGGAGCUCACUGACUUGCUCUAUGUGGUUAGUGCAUGACAUUGGAGCACAGCACAGUGGACUGCAUGACAUUGGAGCACAGCACACUGGACUGCAUGACAUUGGAGCACAGCACACUGGACUGCAUGACAUUGGAGCACAGCACACUGGACUGCAUGACAUUGGAGCACAGCACACUGGACUGCAUGACAUUGGAGCACAGCACACUGGACUGCAUGACAUUGGAGCACAGCACACUGGACUGCAUGACAUUGGAGCACAGCACACUGGAAUGCAUGACAUUGGAGCACAGCACACUGGACUGCAUGACAUUGGAGCACAGCACACUGGACUGCAUGACAUUGGAGCACAGCACACUGGACUGCAUGACAUUGGAGCACAACACACUGGACUGCAUGACAUUGGAGCACAACACACUGGACUGCAUGACAUUGGAGCACAGCACACUGGACUGCAUGACAUUGGAGCACAGCACACUGGACUGCAUGACAUUGGAGCACAGCACACUGGACUGCAUGACAUUGGAGCACAGCACACUAGACUGCAUGACAUUGGAGCACAGCACACUGGACUGCAUGACAUUGGAGCACAGCACACUGGACUGCAUGACAUUGGAGCACAGCACACUGGACUGCAUGACAUUGGAGCACAGCACACUGGACUGCAUGACAUUGGAGCACAGCACACUGGACUGCAUGACAUUGGAGCACAGCACACUGGACUGCAUGACAUUGGAGCACAGCACACUGGACUGCAUGACAUUGGAGCACAACACACUGGACUGCAUGACAUUGGAGCACAGCACACUGGACUGCAUGACAUUGGAGCACAGCACACUAGACUGCAUGACAUUGGAGCACAGCACACUGGACUGCAUGACAUUGGAGCACAGCACACUGGACUGCAUGACAUUGGAGCACAGCACACUGGACUGCAUGACAUUGGAGCACAGCACACUGGACUGCAUGACAUUGGAGCACAGCACACUGGACUGCAUGACAUUGGAGCACAGCACACUGGAAUGCAUGACAUUGGAGCACAGCACACUGGACUGCAUGACAUUGGAGCACAGCACACUGGACUGCAUGACAUUGGAGCACAGCACACUGGACUGCAUGACAUUGGAGCGCAGCACACUGGACUGCAUGACAUUGGAGCGCAGCACACUGGACUGCAUGACAUUGGAGCGCAGCACACUGGACUGCAUGACAUUGGAGCACAGCACACUGGACAGCAUGACAUUGGAGCACAGCACACUGGACAGCAUGACAUUGGAGCACAGCACACUGGACUGCAUGACAUUGGAGCACCGCACACUGGACAGCAUGACAUUGGAGCACGGCACACUGGACAGCAUGACAUUGGAGCACCGCACACUGGACUGCAUGACAUUGGAGCACGGCACACUGGACAGCAUGACAUUGGAGCACAGCACACUGGACAGCAUGACAUUGGAGCACGGCACACUGGACAGCAUGACAUUGGAGCACGGCACACUGGACAGCAUGACAUUGGAGCACGGCACACUGGACUGCAUGACAUUGGAGCACGGCACACUGGACUGCAUGACAUUGGAGCACGGCACACUGGACUGCAUGACAUUGGAGCACGGCACACUGGACUGCAUGACAUUGGAGCACAGCACACUGGACUGCAUGACAUUGGAGCACAGCACACUGGACUGCAUGACAUUGGAGCACAGCACACUGGACUGCAUGACAUUGGAGCACAGCACACUGGACUGCAUGACAUUGGAGCGCAGCACACUGGACUGCAUGACAUUGGAGCGCAGCACACUGGACUGCAUGACAUUGGAGCGCAGCACACUGGACUGCAUGACAUUGGAGCGCAGCACACUGGACUGCAUGACAUUGGAGCGCAGCACACUGGACUGCAUGACAUUGGAGCGCAGAUCACUGGACUGCAUGACAUUGGAGCGCAGCACACUGGACUGCAUGACAUUGGAGCGCAGCACACUGGACUGCAUGACAUUGGAGCACAGCACACUGGACUGCAUGACAUUGGAGCGCAGCACACUGGACUGCAUGACAUUGGAGCACAGCACACUGGACUGCAUGACAUUGGAGCGCAGCACACUGGACUGCAUGACAUUGGAGCACAUCACACUGGAAUGGAUGACAUUGGAGCACAGCACACUGGACUGCAUGACAUUGGAGCGCAGCACACUGGACUGCAUGACAUUGGAUCACAGCACACUGGACUGCAUGACAUUGGAGCACAGCACACUGGACUGCAUGACAUUCGAGCACAGCACACUGGACUGCAUGACAUUGGAGCACAGCACACUGGAAUGCAUGACAUUGGAGCACAGCACACUGGACUGCAUGACAUUCGAGCGCAGCACACUGGACUGCAUGACAUUGGAGCACAGCACACUGGACUGCAUGACAUUGGAGCGCAGCACACUGGACUGCAUGACAUUCGAGCACAGCACACUGGAAUGCAUGACAUUGGAGCACAGCACACUGGACUGCAUGACAUUCGAGCGCAGCACACUGGACUGCAUGACAUUGGAGCACAGCACACUGGACUGCAUGACAUUCGAGCACAGCACACUGGACUGCAUGACAUUGGAGCACAGCACACUGGACUGCAUGACAUUGGAGCACAUCACACUGGACUGCAUGACAUUGGAGCACAGCACACUGGACUGCAUGACAUUCGAGCACAGCACAGUGGACUGCAUGACAUUCGAGCACAGCACACUGGACUGCAUGACAUUGGAGCACAGCACACUGGACUGCAUGACAUUGGAGCACAGCACACUGGACUGCAUGACAUUGGAGCACAGCACACUGGACUGCAUGACAUUGGAGCACAGCACACUGGACUGCAUGACAUUGGAGCACAGCACACUGGACUGCAUGACAUUGGAGCACAGCACACUGGACUGCUUGACAUUGGAGCACAGCACACUGGACUGCUUGACAUUGGAGCACAGCACACUGGACUGCUUGACAUUGGAGCACAGCACACUGGACUGCAUGACAUUGGAGCACAGCACACUGGACUGCAUGACAUUGGAGCACAGCACACUGGACUGCAUGACAUUGGAGCACAGCACACUGGACUGCUUGACAUUGGAGCACAGCACACUGGACUGCACGACAUUGGAGCACAGCACACUGGACUGCACGACAUUGGAGCACAGCACACUCGACUGCACGACAUUGGAGCACAGCACACUCGACUGCACGACAUUGGAGCACAGCACACUCGACUGCACGACAUUGGAGCACAGCACACUCGACUGCACGACAUUGGAGCACAGCACACUCGACUGCAUGACAUUGGAGCGCAGCACACUGGACUGCAUGACAUUGGAGCGCAGCACACUGGACUGCAUGACAUUGGAGCGCAGCACACUGGACUGCAUGACAUUGGAGCACAGCACACUGGACUGCAUGACAUUGGUGCACAGCACACUGGACUGCAUGACAUUGGUGCACAUCACACUGGACUGCAUGACAUUGGAGCACAGCACACUGGACUGCAUGACAUUGGAGCACAGCACACUGGAGCACAGCACACUGGACUGCAUGACAUUGGAGCACAGCACACUGGACUGCAUGACAUUGGAGCACAGCACACUGGACUGCAUGACAUUGGAGCACAGCACACUGGACUGCAUGACAUUGGAGCCCAGCACACUGGAAUGCAUGACAUUGGAGCGCAACACACUGGACUGCAUGACAUUGGAGCGCAGCACACUGGACUGCAUGACAUUGGAGCACAGCACACUGGACUGCAUGACAUUGGAGCGCAGCACACUGGACUGCAUGACAUUGGAGCACAGCACACUGGAAUGCAUGACAUUGGAGCACAGCACACUGGACUGCAUGACAUUGGAGCGCAGCACACUGGACUGCAUGACAUUGGAUCACAGCACACUGGACUGCAUGACAUCGGAGCACAGCACACUGGACUGCAUGACAUUCGAGCACAGCACACUGGACUGCAUGACAUUGGAGCACAGCACACUGGAAUGCAUGACAUUGGAGCACAGCACACUGGACUGCAUGACAUUCGAGCGCAGCACACUGGACUGCAUGACAUUGGAGCACAGCACACUGGACUGCAUGACAUUCGAGCACAGCACACUGGACUGCAUGACAUUGGAGCACAGCACACUGGACUGCAUGACAUUGGAGCACAUCACACUGGACUGCAUGACAUUGGAGCACAGCACACUGGACUGCAUGACAUUGGAGCACAGCACAGUGGACUGCAUGACAUUCGAGCACAGCACACUGGACUGCAUGACAUUGGAGCACAGCACACUGGACUGCAUGACAUUGGAGCACAGCACACUGGACUGCAUGACAUUGGAGCACAGCACACUGGACUGCAUGACAUUGGAGCACAGCACACUGGACUGCAUGACAUUGGAGCACAGCACACUGGACUGCAUGACAUUGGAGCACAGCACACUGGACUGCUUGACAUUGGAGCACAGCACACUGGACUGCUUGACAUUGGAGCACAGCACACUGGACUGCAUGACAUUGGAGCACAGCACACUGGACUGCAUGACAUUGGAGCACAGCACACUGGACUGCAUGACAUUGGAGCACAGCACACUGGACUGCAUGACAUUGGAGCACAGCACACUGGACUGCAUGACAUUGGAGCACAGCACACUGGACUGCAUGACAUUGGAGCACAGCACACUGGACUGCAUGACAUUGGAGCACAGCACACUGGACUGCAUGACAUUGGAGCACAGCACACUGGACUGCAUGACAUUGGAGCACAGCACACUGGACUGCAUGACAUUGGAGCACAGCACACUGGACUGCAUGACAUUGGAGCACAGCACACUGGACUGCAUGACAUUGGAGCACAGCACACUGGAAUGCAUGACAUUGGAGCACAGCACACUGGACUGCAUGACAUUGGAGCACAGCACACUGGACUGCAUGACAUUGGAGCACAGCACACUGGACUGCAUGACAUUGGAGCACAGCACACUGGACUGCAUGACAUUGGAGCACAUCACACUGGACUGCAUGACAUUGGAGCACAGCACACUGGACUGCAUGACAUUGGAGCACAGCACACUGGAAUGCAUGACAUUGGAGCACAGCACACUGGACUGCUUGACAUUGGAGCACAGCACACUGGACUGCAUGACAUUGGAGCACAGCACACUGGACUGCAUGACAUUGGAGCACAGCACACUGGACUGCAUGACAUUGGAGCACAGCACACUGGAAUGCAUGACAUUGGAGCACAGCACACUGGACUGCAUGACAUUGGAGCACAGCACACUGGACUGCAUGACAUUGGAGCACAGCACACUGGAAUGCAUGACAUUGGAGCACAGCACACUGGACUGCAUGACAUUGGAGCACAGCACACUGGACUGCAUGACAUUGGAGCACAGCACACUGGACUGCAUGACAUUGGAGCACAACACACUGGACUGCAUGACAUUGGAGCACAACACACUGGACUGCAUGACAUUGGAGCACAGCACACUGGACUGCAUGACAUUGGAGCACAGCACACUGGACUGCAUGACAUUGGAGCACAGCACACUGGACUGCAUGACAUUGGAGCACAGCACACUAGACUGCAUGAUAUUGGAGCACAGCACACUGGACUGCAUGACAUUGGAGCACAGCACACUGGACUGCAUGACAUUGGAGCACAGCACACUGGACUGCAUGACAUUGGAGCACAGCACACUGGACUGCAUGACAUUGGAGCACAGCACACUGGACUGCAUGACAUUGGAGCACAGCACACUGGACUGCAUGACAUUGGAGCACAGCACACUGGACUGCAUGACAUUGGAGCACAACACACUGGACUGCAUGACAUUGGAGCACAGCACACUGGACUGCAUGACAUUGGAGCACAGCACACUGGACUGCAUGACAUUGGAGCACAGCACACUGGACUGCAUGACAUUGGAGCACAGCACACUGGACUGCAUGACAUUGGAGCACAGCACACUGGACUGCAUGACAUUGGAGCACAGCACACUGGACUGCAUGACAUUGGAGCACAGCACACUGGACUGCAUGACAUUGGAGCACAGCACACUGGAAUGCAUGACAUUGGAGCACAGCACACUGGAAUGCAUGACAUUGGAGCACAGCACACUGGACUGCAUGACAUUGGAGCACAGCACACUGGACUGCAUGACAUUGGAGCGCAGCACACUGGACUGCAUGACAUUGGAGCGCAGCACACUGGACUGCAUGACAUUGGAGCGCAGCACACUGGACUGCAUGACAUUGGAGCACAGCACACUGGACAGCAUGACAUUGGAGCACAGCACACUGGACAGCAUGACAUUGGAGCACAGCACACUGGACUGCAUGACAUUGGAGCACCGCACACUGGACAGCAUGACAUUGGAGCACGGCACACUGGACAGCAUGACAUUGGAGCACCGCACACUGGACAGCAUGACAUUGGAGCACGGCACACUGGACAGCAUGACAUUGGAGCACAGCACACUGGACAGCAUGACAUUGGAGCACGGCACACUGGACAGCAUGACAUUGGAGCACGGCACACUGGACAGCAUGACAUUGGAGCACGGCACACUGGACUGCAUGACAUUGGAGCACGGCACACUGGACUGCAUGACAUUGGAGCACGGCACACUGGACUGCAUGACAUUGGAGCACGGCACACUGGACUGCAUGACAUUGGAGCACAGCACACUGGACUGCAUGACAUUGGAGCACAGCACACUGGACUGCAUGACAUUGGAGCACAGCACACUGGACUGCAUGACAUUGGAGCACAGCACACUGGACUGCAUGACAUUGGAGCGCAGCACACUGGACUGCAUGACAUUGGAGCGCAGCACACUGGACUGCAUGACAUUGGAGCGCAGCACACUGGACUGCAUGACAUUGGAGCGCAGCACACUGGACUGCAUGACAUUGGAGCGCAGCACACUGGACUGCAUGACAUUGGAGCGCAGAUCACUGGACUGCAUGACAUUGGAGCGCAGCACACUGGACUGCAUGACAUUGGAGCGCAGCACACUGGACUGCAUGACAUUGGAGCACAGCACACUGGACUGCAUGACAUUGGAGCGCAGCACACUGGACUGCAUGACAUUGGAGCACAGCACACUGGACUGCAUGACAUUGGAGCGCAGCACACUGGACUGCAUGACAUUGGAGCACAUCACACUGGAAUGGAUGACAUUGGAGCACAGCACACUGGACUGCAUGACAUUGGAGCGCAGCACACUGGACUGCAUGACAUUGGAUCACAGCACACUGGACUGCAUGACAUUGGAGCACAGCACACUGGACUGCAUGACAUUCGAGCACAGCACACUGGACUGCAUGACAUUGGAGCACAGCACACUGGAAUGCAUGACAUUGGAGCACAGCACACUGGACUGCAUGACAUUCGAGCGCAGCACACUGGACUGCAUGACAUUGGAGCACAGCACACUGGACUGCAUGACAUUGGAGCGCAGCACACUGGACUGCAUGACAUUCGAGCACAGCACACUGGAAUGCAUGACAUUGGAGCACAGCACACUGGACUGCAUGACAUUCGAGCGCAGCACACUGGACUGCAUGACAUUGGAGCACAGCACACUGGACUGCAUGACAUUCGAGCACAGCACACUGGACUGCAUGACAUUGGAGCACAGCACACUGGACUGCAUGACAUUGGAGCACAUCACACUGGACUGCAUGACAUUGGAGCACAGCACACUGGACUGCAUGACAUUCGAGCACAGCACAGUGGACUGCAUGACAUUCGAGCACAGCACACUGGACUGCAUGACAUUGGAGCACAGCACACUGGACUGCAUGACAUUGGAGCACAGCACACUGGACUGCAUGACAUUGGAGCACAGCACACUGGACUGCAUGACAUUGGAGCACAGCACACUGGACUGCAUGACAUUGGAGCACAGCACACUGGACUGCAUGACAUUGGAGCACAGCACACUGGACUGCUUGACAUUGGAGCACAGCACACUGGACUGCUUGACAUUGGAGCACAGCACACUGGACUGCUUGACAUUGGAGCACAGCACACUGGACUGCAUGACAUUGGAGCACAGCACACUGGACUGCAUGACAUUGGAGCACAGCACACUGGACUGCAUGACAUUGGAGCACAGCACACUGGACUGCUUGACAUUGGAGCACAGCACACUGGACUGCACGACAUUGGAGCACAGCACACUGGACUGCACGACAUUGGAGCACAGCACACUCGACUGCACGACAUUGGAGCACAGCACACUCGACUGCACGACAUUGGAGCACAGCACACUCGACUGCACGACAUUGGAGCACAGCACACUCGACUGCACGACAUUGGAGCACAGCACACUCGACUGCAUGACAUUGGAGCGCAGCACACUGGACUGCAUGACAUUGGAGCGCAGCACACUGGACUGCAUGACAUUGGAGCGCAGCACACUGGACUGCAUGACAUUGGAGCACAGCACACUGGACUGCAUGACAUUGGUGCACAGCACACUGGACUGCAUGACAUUGGUGCACAUCACACUGGACUGCAUGACAUUGGAGCACAGCACACUGGACUGCAUGACAUUGGAGCACAGCACACUGGAGCACAGCACACUGGACUGCAUGACAUUGGAGCACAGCACACUGGACUGCAUGACAUUGGAGCACAGCACACUGGACUGCAUGACAUUGGAGCACAGCACACUGGACUGCAUGACAUUGGAGCCCAGCACACUGGAAUGCAUGACAUUGGAGCGCAACACACUGGACUGCAUGACAUUGGAGCGCAGCACACUGGACUGCAUGACAUUGGAGCACAGCACACUGGACUGCAUGACAUUGGAGCGCAGCACACUGGACUGCAUGACAUUGGAGCACAGCACACUGGAAUGCAUGACAUUGGAGCACAGCACACUGGACUGCAUGACAUUGGAGCGCAGCACACUGGACUGCAUGACAUUGGAUCACAGCACACUGGACUGCAUGACAUCGGAGCACAGCACACUGGACUGCAUGACAUUCGAGCACAGCACACUGGACUGCAUGACAUUGGAGCACAGCACACUGGAAUGCAUGACAUUGGAGCACAGCACACUGGACUGCAUGACAUUCGAGCGCAGCACACUGGACUGCAUGACAUUGGAGCACAGCACACUGGACUGCAUGACAUUCGAGCACAGCACACUGGACUGCAUGACAUUGGAGCACAGCACACUGGACUGCAUGACAUUGGAGCACAUCACACUGGACUGCAUGACAUUGGAGCACAGCACACUGGACUGCAUGACAUUCGAGCACAGCACAGUGGACUGCAUGACAUUCGAGCACAGCACACUGGACUGCAUGACAUUGGAGCACAGCACACUGGACUGCAUGACAUUGGAGCACAGCACACUGAACUGCAUGACAUUGGAGCACAGCACACUGGACUGCAUGACAUUGGAGCACAGCACACUGGACUGCAUGACAUUGGAGCACAGCACACUGGACUGCAUGACAUUGGAGCACAGCACACUGGACUGCUUGACAUUGGAGCACAGCACACUGGACUGCUUGACAUUGGAGCACAGCACACUGGACUGCAUGACAUUGGAGCACAGCACACUGGACUGCAUGACAUUGGAGCACAGCACACUGGACUGCAUGACAUUGGAGCACAGCACACUGGACUGCAUGACAUUGGAGCACAGCACACUGGACUGCAUGACAUUGGAGCACAGCACACUGGACUGCAUGACAUUGGAGCACAGCACACUGGACUGCAUGACAUUGGAGCACAGCACACUGGACUGCAUGACAUUGGAGCACAGCACACUGGACUGCAUGACAUUGGAGCACAGCACACUGGACUGCAUGACAUUGGAGCACAGCACACUGGACUGCAUGACAUUGGAGCACAGCACACUGGACUGCAUGACAUUGGAGCACAGCACACUGGAAUGCAUGACAUUGGAGCACAGCACACUGGACUGCAUGACAUUGGAGCACAGCACACUGGACUGCAUGACAUUGGAGCACAGCACACUGGACUGCAUGACAUUGGAGCACAGCACACUGGACUGCAUGACAUUGGAGCACAUCACACUGGACUGCAUGACAUUGGAGCACAGCACACUGGACUGCAUGACAUUGGAGCACAGCACACUGGAAUGCAUGACAUUGGAGCACAGCACACUGGACUGCUUGACAUUGGAGCACAGCACACUGGACUGCAUGACAUUGGAGCACAGCACACUGGACUGCAUGACAUUGGAGCACAGCACACUGGACUGCAUGACAUUGGAGCACAGCACACUGGAAUGCAUGACAUUGGAGCACAGCACACUGGACUGCAUGACAUUGGAGCACAGCACACUGGACUGCAUGACAUUGGAGCACAGCACACUGGAAUGCAUGACAUUGGAGCACAGCACACUGGACUGCAUGACAUUGGAGCACAGCACACUGGACUGCAUGACAUUGGAGCACAGCACAUUGGACUGCAUGACAUUGGAGCACAGCACACUGGACUGCAUGACAUUGGAGCACAGCACACUGGACUGCAUGACAUUGGAGCACAGCACACUGGACUGCAUGACAUUGGAGCACAGCACACUGGACUGCAUGACAUUGGAGCACAGCACACUGGACUGCAUGACAUUGGAGCACAGCACACUGGACUGCAUGACAUUGGAGCACAGCACACUGGACUGCAUGACAUUGGAGCACAGCACACUGGACUGCAUGACAUUGGAGCACAGCACACUCGACUGCAUGACAUUGGAGCACAGCACACUCGACUGCAUGACAUUGGAGCACAACACACUGGACUGCAUGACAUUGGAGCACAACACACUGGACUGCAUGACAUUGGAGCACAGCACACUCGACUGCAUGACAUUGGAGCACAGCACACUGGAAUGCAUGACAUUGGAGCACAGCACACUGGACUGCAUGACAUUGGAGCACAGCACACUGGACUGCAUGACAUUGGAGCACAGCACACUGGACUGCAUGACAUUGGAGCACAUCACACUGGACUGCAUGACAUUGGAGCACAGCACACUGGACUGCAUGACAUUGGAGCACAGCACACUGGAAUGCAUGACAUUGGAGCACAGCACACUGGACUGCUUGACAUUGGAGCACAGCACACUGGAAUGCAUGACAUUGGAGCACAGCACACUGGACUGCAUGACAUUGGAGCACAGCACACUGGACUGCAUGACAUUGGAGCACAGCACACUGGAAUGCAUGACAUUGGAGCACAGCACACUGGACUGCAUGACAUUGGAGCACAGCACACUGGACUGCAUGACAUUGGAGCACAGCACACUGGACUGCAUGACAUUGGAGCACAGCACACUGGACUGCAUGACAUUGGAGCACAGCACACUGGACUGCAUGACAUUGGAGCACAGCACACUGGACUGCAUGACAUUGGAGCACAGCACACUGGACUGCAUGACAUUGGAGCACAGCACACUGGACUGCAUGACAUUGGAGCACAGCACACUGGACUGCAUGACAUUGGAGCACAGCACACUGGACUGCAUGACAUUGGAGCACAGCACACUGGACUGCAUGACAUUGGAGCACAGCACACUGGACUGCAUGACAUUGUAUCACAGCACACUGGACUGCAUGACAUUGGAGCACAGCACACUGGACUGCAUGACAUUGGAGCACAGCACACUGGACUGCAUGACAUUGGAGGGCAGCACACUGGACUGCAUGACAUUGGAGCACAGCACACUGGAAUGCAUGACAUUGGAGCGCAGCACACUGGACUGCAUGACAUUGGAGCACAGCACACUGGAAUGCAUGACAUUGGAGCACAGCACACUGGACUGCAUGACAUUGGAGCACAGCACACUGGACUGCAUGACAUUGGAUCACAGCACAUUGGACUGCAUGACAUUGGAGCACAGCACACUGGACUGCAUGACAUUCGAGCACAGCACACUGGACUGCAUGACAUUGGAGCACAGCACACUGGAAUGCAUGACAUUCUAGCACAGCACACUGGACUGCAUGACAUUGGAGCGCAGCACACUGGACUGCAUGACAUUGGAGCACAGCACACUGGACUGCAUGACAUUGGAGCACAGCACACUGGAUUGCAUGACAUUGGAGCACAGCACACUGGACUGCAUGACAUUGGAGCACAUCACACUGGACUGCAUGACAUUGGAGCACAUCACACUGGACUGCAUGACAUUGGAGCACAGCACACUGGACUGCGUGACAUUCUAGCACAGCACACUGGACUGCAUGACAUUGGAGCACAGCACACUGGACUGCAUGACAUUCGAGCACAUCACACCGGACUGCAUGACAUUGGAGCACAGCACACUGGACUGCAUGACAUUCGAGCACAGCACACUGGACUGCAUGACAUUCGAGCACAGCACACUGGACUGCAUGACAUUCUAGCACAGCACACUGGACUGCAUGACAUUCUAGCACAGCACACUGGACUGCGUGACAUUCUAGCACAGCACACUGGACUGCAUGACAUUGGAGCACAGCACACUGGACUGCAUGACAUUGGAGCACAGCACACACAGCACACUGGACUGCAUGACAUUGGAGCACAGCACACUGGACUGCAUGACAUUGGAGCACAGCACACUGGACUCCAUGACAUUGGAGCACAGCACACUGGACUGCAUGACAUUGGAGCACAUCACACUGGACUGCAUGACAUUGGAGCACAUCACACUGGACUGCAUGACAUUCGAGCACAGCACACUGGAAUGCAUGACAUUGGAGCACAGCACACUGGACUGCAUGACAUUCUAGCACAGCACACUGGACUGCAUGACAUUCGAGCACAGCACACUGGACUGCAUGACAUUCGAGCACAGCACACUGGACUGCAUGACAUUCGAGCACAACACACUGGACUGCAUGACAUUCGAGCACAGCACACUGGACUGCCACAGCACACUGGACUGCAUGACAUUGGAGCACAGCACACUGGACUGCAUGACAUUGGAGCACAGCACACUGGACUGCAUGACAUUGGAGCACAUCACACUGGACUGCAUGACAUUGGAGCACAGCACACUGGACUGCAUGACAUUCGAGCACAGCACACUGGACUGCAUGACAUUGGAGCACAGCACACUGGACUGCAUGACAUUCUAGCACAGCACACUGGACUGCGUGACAUUCUAGCACAGCACACUGGACUGCAUGACAUUGGAGCACAGCACACUGGACUGCAUGACAUUGGAGCACAGCACACUGGACUGCAUGACAUUGGAGCACAGCACACUGGACUGCAUGACAUUGGAGCACAGCACACUGGACUGCAUGACAUUCGAGCAUAG